AUGACGCCUUUUUGGAACGAGCUUCACCGCUGGUCCGCCCGCCCCGGCUUCUUCGAUGACGUCGUCCGCCACGUCAGCACGGCCCGGUCCCCGCUCACGCUGUUCGAUUCCGGGGGGGUCGCCGAACCGGAACCGGAAGCGGUCAAGGGCCAGGGGCGGCGUUUGGUGGGCCUGCUUCGUCGGGGGAUACGAGAGUUGAGCAGCGAAGGAACGGAUUGGCAAAAGAGUGGCGGGAAGCGUGUUGGAGCGACACUGUGUUCUUCCGCCAGGUACAGUCGGAGCUCGCCAAAGUUUCCGGUUCGUGGCGCUUCCCCGAACCAGCGACGCUGGCUGGAGAAAUCUCUCGCCCCCCUACGGGGGAGCGAAGCAGAACCGACGAGAACGGGGGCCACCAACCAGCCCACGAAUCCCCCGCUGGAAAAGAUGUGGGGCCAGCGGUGA
Messenger RNA from Klebsormidium nitens, 441 nucleotides. The record is from the annotation of a GenBank genome assembly. NCBI's taxonomy places the organism in Eukaryota, Viridiplantae, Streptophyta, Klebsormidiophyceae, Klebsormidiales, Klebsormidiaceae.